UCCAAUCGGCCAUUUCGUCGGUUCAGGCCACAACCGUAAAGGGCAACGGGGCACUCCGCAACAUACUGGUUAUCUGAAAGGCACAUCAAGAACAUCGCAUCAUGAAUGAGACAGCUAUCUCUUUUGCCAAGGACUUCUUGGCCGGUGGCAUCUCCGCCGCCAUCUCCAAAACAGCCGUCGCACCUAUUGAAAGAGUGAAGCUUCUCCUUCAGGUGCAACAUGCCAGCAAGCAGAUCACAGCAGAUAUGCAGUAUAAGGGAAUUAUGGACUGCGUCGUCCGUAUCCCCAAGGAGCAGGGCUUCCUUUCCUUCUGGAGAGGUAACCUUGCCAAUGUCAUCAGGUAUUUCCCCACCCAGGCCCUCAACUUCGCCUUCAAGGACAAGUACAAGAAGAUCUUCCUGGAUGGCGUGGACAAGCGCGCCCAAUUCUGGAGGUAUUUUGCCGGAAACCUGGCGUCGGGCGGCGCUGCCGGAGCCACCUCCCUGUGCUUCGUGUACCCCCUCGACUUCGCCCGUACCCGUCUGGCCGCUGAUGUCGGAAAGGCCGGCGCUGCGAGAGAGUUCAAUGGUCUGGGCGACUGCCUGGUCAAGAUCACCAAGUCCGACGGUAUUCGUGGCUUGUAUCAGGGCUUCAACGUGUCCGUGCAGGGUAUCAUCAUCUACAGGGCCGCUUACUUUGGCAUCUAUGACACCGCUAAGGGCAUGUUGCCUGACGCCAAGAACACUAGCAUCUUGGUGAGCUGGAUGAUUGCCCAGAGUGUGACAGCCGUUGCCGGCCUGACCUCCUACCCCUUUGACACUGUCCGUAGACGCAUGAUGAUGCAGUCUGGACGCAAAGGAGCUGACAUCAUGUACAGCGGCACUAUCGACUGCUGGCGUAAGAUCGCUCGCGAUGAGGGCGGCAAGGCCUUCUUCAAGGGUGCGUGGUCCAACGUGCUGCGAGGCAUGGGCGGCGCCUUCGUGCUGGUGUUGUACGAUGAGCUGAAGAAGGUCAUCUAAAAAAAUGUCAUGUUGUCACCUCACUGUCCAAUUUGGCUAAAUGUAAUAACUUUCCAUUUCUUAUGGACUCAGCAUUCUGCCUUAUUUAUGGGAACAAAACUAUAGUGUCCUCUCCACUUAGCUGUGGGUAAUGGCUGUAAGUUGUGCAUCUUGAUUUUAAACGUUCCGCACCACCCUCUUUACCAGUGUCAUUCCGCAACAAGUAUGGUACCUCCUGUCAUUCACUAGGUUUGUAUAGUCCCAAAUUGAAUAAAUCCAUUCUGGGGAACAAACUUCACAAAUGAUGUUCACUUUCUUCCUCCACUGUUGUAGCAUGAGUACACUGGAUCAUGAAAAAGUGGAUUACACCCAACUGCUAUAUUUACGCGUGCUUAACUCCCCUUGAGCCUUCCCUUAAGUGGUCACUGCUAGGCUUACUGCUAGAUACAGUACAGUAGAACCUUGUAACUUAUUUCUUUAUUUUGAAACUGUUCAACAAAAACACAUGGUUGUAAGCAGGCAAGAUUUAUUCUAGCUUUUUGUUUUGGCAGAAACUUCACAAAAAUCAGCAGUGUCAAUUUGGUUAACUGUAAGUUCCACCAGUAAAUGAUUUACCUUAUUUUACAUGUCAGUGGUUUAUUGGAACAUUAAAGUCAAGUUUCUCAUACAAA
Syngnathus typhle (broad-nosed pipefish) is the source of this 1648-nucleotide messenger RNA. RefSeq lists its product as uncharacterized. Gene Ontology annotation, cellular component: mitochondrial inner membrane. Gene Ontology annotation, molecular function: ATP:ADP antiporter activity. Lineage: Eukaryota; Metazoa; Chordata; Actinopteri; Syngnathiformes; Syngnathidae. Gene Ontology annotation, biological process: mitochondrial ATP transmembrane transport; mitochondrial ADP transmembrane transport. The transcript has 4 exons. The record is from RefSeq and is a predicted model, not a curated record. The coding region runs from base 102 to 998 and encodes 298 amino acids.